ACGCUGCGUUCCGUAAAGCGCAUGAUUUGUCACUGUAGAUUUGUUGAACGUUUGAUAAACAAGAAUAAAAUAAUACAUUACGUGCAUAUAUAUAAUAUAUUCGCUUUACGGAACCAAGGGAGAAUUUAGAUCGAAAUUAAAUUUUUAAAACAAGACGUUUAGAUUCUAUACGCUGUCUGUAAUGUAAAGAGAUAAAAAUUUCUUAAAAAGGAUUUAUCGAAUAUAUACAUGACAACGACUUUGUUCGUCUUUUUUGCAACAGACUCGAAUAGAAUAUGCAUUUAAAGUGAAAAGAUUUCUCUCUAUAUCAAAGAAACAUAGCAUGAUAAUGUUACGUUUAUUAAUUAAAAGUUGCUGUUUGCGGCGCAAACCGAACGCUUUACUAGCGGCUCGCUGUGAGAUUUAAAGCAAGAUGAGCGUAUAUUAACGCCGAAACCAUCAAAUUGACUUCCGACCUACUAGAAAAUUCACUAUUAUUAUUUCACAUUACAUUAUGAAGCACAAGGAUAUAAUCAUAACCGUCACGAAUCUUCUAGAAGGUCGGAGUAGCAAAAGCGAGCGCUGCACAGAUCCGUCCGCCACAUUCAAUAGAAGUUUUUUGUGAGACACGAACGCGAAUUCUUUUCGACAUCAACACUCAGUUUUGCGCUGGAAGUUCUUCGCUCACGCUCUGAUUAAUUUUUUCAAUCGUUGCACCGCCAUUGCUAUCGCAAAUUACACGCAUCGAGAUAGGUCAUAAGUCACAGGAUGGUCUAACAUAUAAUUGGGCCUAGAUCGCGAACGGCCGUGCACUUUGUACGUUAAUUGCCACAACAGCGCAGUGUAGUCUCGAGUUUCUUGCUUUCGUUCGUUGACUCGAAGAGAAUGUCCGACGAGGAGUGCUUGCCGAUUUCGAUUUCAGAAAAAAAACCGCGCUUCACGAUGACAAAAUAUCUGCCGGUAUUCAGAUGGCUGCCGCGAUACACUCGAUUCAAAGCCGUGUCAGAUCUAAUAGCGGGCAUCACUCUGGGUCUGACUAUGAUCCCUCAGAGUAUGGCUUAUGCAGUACUGGCUGAACGGAUUCCACAGUAUGGUCUGUACUCUUGUUUUGUGGGCGGUUUCGUGUACAUUAUUCUUGGAACCACCAAGGAAGUCUCAAUUGGUCCGUCAUCUUUGAUGUCCCUUCUAACGUUACAGUACACGCGAGACAUGCCGCAGGAUUUCGUAAUACUAUUGUGUUUUCUGACUGGAUGCGUAGAAUUUUUAAUGGGUGUACUAAAUCUAGGAUUCUUGGUGGAUUUCAUAUCAAUUCCAGUUACGUCGGGUUUUAUAUCAGCGGGAGCGCUCAUUAUAGCAAUCGCUCAACUGCAGGGCUUUCUAGGAUUAAAAUACAAGUCGGAAAGUAUCAUGGACAAUCUGUACCAAUUGUUUAAAAAUAUUAAUAAGGUUCGAUUGACCGAUUUCACACUCGGGAUUUUCAGCUUUAUGUUUCUUCUGAUCUUGAAAAAACUGAAAGAUAUUGACUAUCCUUGCAUGAGAAACAAGAAGGAUGCUCGCAGAAAUGAAAUUAUAAAAAAGAUACUUUGGUACUUUUCCAUUCUUAGGAACGCUCUCAUUGUGCUUAUUACAUCCACGAUAGCGUACGAAUUGGAAGCAAAUACGGGAUCCAUUCCGUUUAGACUUUCAGGAAAAAUUGAAGCCGGCAUUCCCAAAAUAUCAUUACCGCCAUUUUCGUCGCAAGUAGGAAAUCAAACAUAUACGUUUUUAGACAUGUGCGCUCAUUACGGAUUAGGACUAGGGUUACUUCCUAUCAUAUCCGUCUCGGUGAAUGUAGCAAUAGCCAAAGCGUUUGCGAUGGACGCCUCCAUUAGCGCGACACAGGAAAUGCUGGCUCUCGGUGUUUGUAACAUAUUAAGCAGCUUCGUGUCGUCGCUUCCAACUUCCGGUGCAUUUACUCGAAGCGGAGUUGGCAGUGCCAGCGGAGUGCAAACGCCUAUGGCCGGUCUAUAUUCUGGUACUAUGGCAUUGCUGGCGUUAAGCUUUUUGACGCCUUAUUUUUAUUACAUUCCACGUGCAACGUUAUCAGCAGUGCUGAUAAGUGCUGUGUUACCCAUGAUCGACCUAAAGAUUAUAAAAGUAUUUUGGAAAGGAAACAAAACGGAUGCGAUCGCGGCGACAGGCACUUUUGUGCUUUCCAUGCUUGUUGGCAUCGAAAUCGGAUUUCUUUUCGGUAUUUUUUUCAACUUGAUCAUUUUUAUCCGAUUCUUUGCAAGAUCGACAUUUCAAAUAGACAACUGUAAGACUCAUCUAGGAAACAAAUAUAUAAUGCUAAAAUUCGAUACCUGUCUCCAGUAUCCCGCAGUAACUUCUUUCUGUGAUAAAGUGAUAAAUUUAGCUACAAAAAAUGUUCCCUUGAUCAUAAACUGUAAGACAUUCACUAAUCUCGAUUAUACUUCAAUCAAGGGCAUUGAAACGUUAUCGAAAAGAUUAAACUACGAAAAAAAUCAAUUCUGGCUGUUGAAUCUUAAUUCUGAUAUCGUGCAAAAUUUCGACAUUUUUUCCGACAACAAAUAUAUUCGUUUGAUCGAAAAAAAAGAAAACAUCGCAGAUGUUCUUUACAAUGAUGCUUUAUCCAAUCAAAAUUCUGAAGAUUCAAUUAAUGUCACAAUAAAUUCCCGACGAGAGGAUUCCGAAUCCAGCUCCGAAGAAUUGACCUUAAUGUCACCAUUGGAAUGCAAAAUUAUACAACAAUGAUCAAACGACUAGAUAGUCUUUAAUUUAGCCUAGCAAUUAUAAAUAUAUGAAUAUAAUUAAAUAAAAUUAC
Messenger RNA from Trachymyrmex septentrionalis, 2803 nucleotides. RefSeq names its product sodium-independent sulfate anion transporter-like. The transcript has 12 exons. The record is from RefSeq and is a predicted model, not a curated record. Gene Ontology annotation, cellular component: membrane. The coding region runs from base 865 to 2733 and encodes 622 amino acids. NCBI's taxonomy places the organism in Eukaryota, Metazoa, Arthropoda, Insecta, Hymenoptera, Formicidae. Gene Ontology annotation, biological process: transmembrane transport. Gene Ontology annotation, molecular function: sulfate transmembrane transporter activity.